Protobothrops mucrosquamatus (brown spotted pit viper) is the source of this 990-nucleotide messenger RNA. RefSeq names its product olfactory receptor 10A4-like. The record is from RefSeq and is a predicted model, not a curated record. Gene Ontology annotation, biological process: G protein-coupled receptor signaling pathway. Gene Ontology annotation, molecular function: G protein-coupled receptor activity; olfactory receptor activity. The coding region runs from base 1 to 990 and encodes 329 amino acids. Gene Ontology annotation, cellular component: membrane. The transcript has 2 exons. Lineage: Eukaryota; Metazoa; Chordata; Lepidosauria; Squamata; Viperidae.
AUGAAGAAAGACAACCACUCCUGUUUGACCGAUAUUGUUCUGUUGGGCUUCUCAGAUUUCCAGACAAUACAAGAACUUUUAUUUUGCCUGGUUCUAACAUUUUACUUCAUAGCCUUGAUGGGCAACAGCCUGGUUUUGAUCCUCACUAUUACCAGUUCUACGCUUCACACCCCAAUGUACUUCUUCCUCUGGAACUUGUCCUUUGUGGAAAUCGGCUACACCUCCUCCAUCAGCCCAAAGAUGCUAGUGAAUAUAUUAUCAGACAACCAAAACAUAUCAUUUUGGGGCUGUGGAAUUCAAUUGUGCUUCUUCCUUCUCUUUGGUACCACUGAGUGUUGUCUUCUUUGUGUCAUGGCAUAUGACCGCUACGUUGCCAUUUGCAAACCCUUGCAAUACCCAUAUAUCAUGAACCUCAGGGAAUGCACUAAACUUGCUGCUGUUUCAUGGACGAUUGGUGUUUCUGUGGGUCUGGGGCAAUCUAUUUCAAUCUUCACCCUUCCCUUCUGUGGGUCAAAUAGAAUCAGCCAUUUCUUUUGUGACCUCAUGCCUGUUCUGAGACUGGCUUCCACUAAUACUUACAAAAAUGAGUUGGCCAUUGUCACAGUAACAGUUCUAGUUAUUCUGGCACCUCUUUUGCUCAUCCUUUUUUCCUACAUUCUCAUCAUUUCCACAAUUUUCACAAUGCCACUGGCCAAGAACAGGCGCAAAGCAUUUUCCACCUGUUCCUCACAUCUCACUGUGGUCUGCAUUUUCUUUGGGACUGGCAUUUUUACCUACAUUCGUCCCAACUCAGAAUAUUCCAUGGACAGUAACAGAUUCCUUGCCCUGCUCUACACAGUAGUGACCCCAAGUUUAAAUCCCAUCAUUUACAGCUUGAGGAAUAAAGAGAUAAAAACUGCUCUCAAAAAUUGUGCCAGUGCUUUUUUUUCCUGGGAAGAUGUAUUUGGCUUAAUAGCUUCUAAAUUGAGGUGUAGAAACAGGGGAACAUAA